Molecule: messenger RNA, 3225 nt
Organism: Terrapene triunguis (Three-toed box turtle)
Lineage: Eukaryota; Metazoa; Chordata; Testudines; Emydidae
Product: trihelix transcription factor GTL1-like
Exons: 2
Coding region: 184-1302 (372 amino acids)
Source: RefSeq, a predicted model, not a curated record
UCAGGUCCUGGGAGUCUGCCGGAUGUAUCCCAGAGUUCAUUGGGACAAUUUCCUUAGUCCUCUCUAUGCCAGCAAUCUGCAAACGGAAGCCCCCCCUUGCGAAUGGCAGCAAGUCAGCGUUACCCCAUUGUCCUCUGAGCCCGGAUCUGCAAGCGCACGAACAGAAAUCCUCCAGGGUGCGCAAUGGAAACGGAUCCAGCCAAGCCUUUUGUCAAGCGAGCCGCUUCCUGGUCCCUGGAGCACAGCCAGAUGUUGGUGACGCUGUGGUGUGAGGCCAGCAAAACGGUGGAUUUCAGCAAAAGCACCAGGAAUGACCACCUCUACCAGCAGAUCUCCCGCAAGCUAGCCGCGCUGCAGGUUUUCCGGACCAGUGACCAGUGCAGGGAGCGAAUUAAAAGGCUAAAGAGAGACUACAGGAAGACCCGGGAGAAGAAUCGCUCCUCGGGCCACUCACCAAGGACAUGCCCAUUUUAUGAGGACUUUGACCGAGUCCUGAGCACUGGGCCCGGCAUAGAGCCACCCGUGCUUCAUGACGACCUGGUGAGCCGGGAUGGUGCCUUGCUGGCCCCCGAAUCCAGCCUGGGGGCUGAUUGCAGGCAGCAGCGGGCUCCCAGCCAGGAUCGCGAAGUGACUUUUUUAAUGCAACCAGUUCCAGAGCAGGAUCAACAGCAAAUGCUCAGUCCCUACUCAGAAGAGCUGUUUGAUCCUCCUGCCUCUGGAGAACAGCCCCCUGAGAACCCGUUGGAGACAGAAGCGGCCCUAGAACCCGCCGGACCCUCAAGCUACACAGCCUGCUGUUCUUCAGGAACUCCAUCCCUGGCCCAGCGUACCCUCGCGGACCGUUCCAAAAGAAAGCGUUUCCGUGACGAAGUCAUGGUCCAUGUUCUUCAGAGGGCAGAGCAGCAGAUGCAGUACCAGAAGCAGAGGGAUGAAAGACUGGAACAACGGCGUGCUGAGAGGCAGGUGAAGCGGCUGAGGCUCGCCAUCCAGCUGGAGGCAAGCGUUUCAGCCAGGGAGCAGGCACUUGCAAAGCAGUUCCUGGAACAGGAACGGCGGCUAAGGGAGGAGGACAGAGCCCAACAGAGAGAACUGUUCCAGCAACUCCUGUCUAUAAUGGCUGCAAGAGCACAAGCCCCUGCUACCUCUCCCACACCACGGCAUGAUGCCCCAUCAACGUACCCUCAGCCCAGCAGUAGGUGGGGACUUUCCCUGGCUGGAACCAGCCCCCUAGGGCAGCUCCCGGCUCUGCUGACUUCAACCCCUGAGCCGGGGACACCAGGUGAUGGAGUGAAACCUCAGUGAAAGUGCUGGGGACUGGACAGGCACAAAUGUUCCUGGAAUGUCACAUCUCACGGCCUCGGAACCUGCUCCCUUGUUGCUAAUGCUCCUGCGGGAGUCAUUGGAGCUGUGUUAACAACAGUGACGCUGUUGCUCUCAGCUCUUGCCAGGAUCUGCUCCAGGAGCAAAACUGGGAUUGUGGGGGGGGGGAGCAAGGAGACCUGUCUCCAGUGGGUUUUCCCCUUUGUGUUUGGGGGUGGAGUUGUGAGGAAGGGAAGAGAGACAAAAUAAAACAGAGAUUAAAGGGAGAGGGGAGAGAGACAUGUAGAUUUAACUAUCUCUGUGUAGUCAGGAAAUUACAGCGAGAGGACAAGAGAACAUAGAAUAGCAGGGACAAGGGAGGAUGAAAUCACCUCAGAAUUGGCCAUUUCCCUCCCAAAUACUGAUGAAAAUUCUCUCCAGUGCUCCCCCAUUUCUCUCUAAUUAUCGAAUAUGGAGGUAAAAUCCAUGUAGAUUUCCCCCACACACUUUUUUUCUCAAAUUAUUGACCCCUUUUCUAUUCUCCUCAGAUUUUGCCCCAUUUUCUCUCUAAUUCUCCAGUGUCAAUUUCAAAUCUCCUCAGAUUUUGGAUAUUUCCCUGCUGGUUUUCUCUGCAGCAGAUUGUCCUUAUUUAGGCAGGAAAUUAUUGUCCUGUGUCAUUCCCCAGAUGGGAAGGGGGUUAGUGGGUGCUGCUUGGGAGAGCCUUGAGACCAGGCUGCCUGUGGGGUGGGAUUGGGUGGCCAUUCUCUGACAGCCAUCGGGCAUGGAAGAUGCACACCCAGCCUCAGUUUACCCAGUCCCAGCUACUGCCCUACCACGCACACAACUGCCUAAUGCAGCUCCCACCAGUCACCUGCCCGUCCCCUGAUGCUGCCCCUUCCAUGCUGCCAGGGAGCCGUCCUUCUCCAUAUUCCCCUGCCUUGUCCUCUUAAAGCAGCUUUUCAAAGGACUCCCUGCUCAUCAUGUGAAUGUGUGUGUGGCCGGGGGGUGGGGGGGGUUGUUUGGUUACAAACAGCCAUAUAAAAAUCCUUUCAAGAGUUCCCACUUUUCUCUCUCACUAUUGAAUAUGGAUGUAAAAUGCCCUCAGAUCUUAAUGUUUCUCCCUAUUAUCAAAUAUUUAGUUUUUGACCCACUUCUCCCCAAUUCUGAUAUAAAACUCCCCAAGAUUGAUAUAAAAUACCCUAAAGUCUUGCCCCAUUUUCUCUCUAGUUAUCUAUUACUCAUUUAAUAUCCCCUGUGAUAUUUCUAUAUCUCUCUCAUUAUAAAAUGUUAACAUUAAAAUCUCCUCGGAUUUUGCCCUUUCCUCAAAUUCUUGAAUAUUUCAAGGAUUGCGUAUCAAAUGUUGGGGUUUUUUUCUCUCUAUUGAUAAAAUACUGAUAAGAAAUUCAUUCAAAUUUUGCUUCUAUUCCUGUUAUGAACUAUUAACAUACAAUUCCUCUCAUAUUCCCACUUUCCUCUCUUAUUUGUGAAAAUUGAUUCAAAAUACCUCCAUUUCCACACUUCUUUAAUUACUGAACAUUCAUACAAAACCUCAGAUUUUGCCAUUUUCUGUAUAAUUAUCAAAUAUCAGGUAAAAAAUCCUCUCCAUGUUGGAGGUAUUCCCAGUGCCUUUUAAUUACAGCAACGUCUCAUGUUUUCAAUGGAACCUGAGUCAUUCUCCCCACUGGAAUUUGCUGGGGGAUUCAAUUCCCCAUGACCAACCUUGAUUCACUCUCCUCGGGGGCAGGUGGUGGACUUAAUUAGUUUUAAGAGAGAGCUUGACAAAUUUAUGAGUGGGAUUGUAUAUCAGGUUGCUUCUGAUGAAAGGGGGUAGGGCUUGGCAGUCCUGGGGCUCCAAUCCAGUUUAUGUCUUAUGUUCCUAAACAUCUCAUGUUUCAGGGCUUCAGCCAAUCACCUGCAGGGGUCAGG